Cervus elaphus (red deer) is the source of this 3282-nucleotide messenger RNA. RefSeq names its product negative elongation factor complex member A (gene NELFA). Gene Ontology annotation, cellular component: NELF complex. Lineage: Eukaryota; Metazoa; Chordata; Mammalia; Artiodactyla; Cervidae. The record is from RefSeq and is a predicted model, not a curated record. Gene Ontology annotation, biological process: negative regulation of transcription elongation by RNA polymerase II. The transcript has 11 exons. Bases 1206 to 2807 code for a protein of 533 amino acids.
UGAAAGUUACGUUUUAUUUGGUAGACAAAACCAAAGACUUAAGUCCAGGACACAGCAUCUCAGCUAACCCUGAGACAGCUCUCAAGAGGUAAGGGGGGAGCCAGGAUAUACAGGAAGUUUUGUAACAGAGACUAGGUAGGUGGAACAUCUGGUGACUCAGCGGCAGUCCGCCCGCAAUGCAGGCGACCCAGAGGUCAGCGGGCCCUGAUAGGAAGGAUGUGGUGGGCCCGCUGACCUCUCCAUAGCCCGGGCUCCCUGACCCUCUCCCACCAGGGGUCUGGGUGAAGGGGCAAGGCUGGAGCCUGUGGCCCAGAGGGCAGAGUCGGGGCGCUUGGGCCACAGGCCCUCUUUCCGGCCGGGCGGGGCAGACGGAAGGCAAGUCUGCGCGGUGAAGAGCCCUCCCCGACAGCAGCGCCCUCCCUCCCCGGGCCGUGGGCUGGAGCCUAAGGGCGCAUAGCCCGAGGUUCGGCCCGAGGCUGGCUGGAGCCUUAAGGGCGCUAAGAACCGCCCCCCUCACCACCCACCAAGCAGGGCCGACUCUCUUUCAGAUGGGACUCCCACCGCCUAGAAGGGCACCUACGCUCGGGCCCCCGGGGGUGGGGGGGGCUCCCUGAGACGGCAGGAGCCCGGAGGCCGGCCGUGCGGCGUGCAGGGCCCCGCGCCAGCUCUCCGUCCGCAGCGCGCGCGCCCCCUUCCCCGGGGCCGCCAGGGCGAAGGCUCGGGCGGGACAAGCUCCCCCCGUGUCCCCAGCAGCGGGGGCAGCUCAAGGCCCGCGGCGGGGGGCGCGGGCUGGACCCCAGACGCCCCAGCUUGGCGAAGACUUCCGACUAACUCAGCUUCCCUCCGGGGGCCGCGGGACCCGGAUCGCGGCCGCCCUCGGGCGCCCGUCCCGCGGGAACAGGGUCGGUCAGCGCCGCCACGCCCGCCGACCACCCACACCCUGGACUCGCCCGCCGCGCCCACGCCCCCACACGUCAUCUUCCGAGGCCCGGGAGGCCAGGCCGCAGGCGCCGCCAUAUUACCUUACGGCCGCCGGCGAGAGGACCUCGCGCAGCCACGAAGCGCCUCGCCGAAGCCCCGCCCCGCCGGAACGUCACCGCGGCGCGCCGGGCGGGCGCCGCCAUAUUGGGGGGGUCCUCGCCGCGGGCGCGUAGGUGUCCUCAUAAGAUGCCGGCUCGGCGGCGCCCGGCUUUUUCCCCCCCAAGAUGGCGUCCAUGCGGGAGAGCGACACGGGCCUGUGGCUUCACAACAAGCUGGGGGCCACGGACGAGCUGUGGGCGCCGCCUAGCAUCGCGUCCCUACUCACGGCCGCGGUCAUCGACAACAUCCGCCUCUGCUUCCACGGCCUCUCGUCGGCCGUGAAGCUGAAGCUGCUGCUCGGGACGCUGCACCUCCCGCGCCGCACGGUGGACGAGAUGAAGGGCGCGCUCACGGAGAUCAUACAGCUCGCCACCCUGGACUCGGACCCCUGGGUGCUCAUGGUGGCCGACAUCCUCAAGUCCUUCCCCGACACCGGGUCCCUUAACCUGGAUUUGGAGGAGCAGAACCCUAACGUCCAAGAUAUCUUAGGAGAGCUCAGAGAGAAGGUGAGCGAGUGCGAGGCGUCCGCGAUGCUCCCGCUGGAGUGCCGGUACCUGAACAAGAAUGCCCUGACGACGCUCGCCGGCCCGCUCACCCCCCCGGUGAAGCACUUUCAGCUGAAAAGGAAGCCGAAGAGCGCCACGCUGAGGGCCGAGCUCCUCCAGAAGUCCACCGAGACAGCCCAGCAGCUCAAGAGGAGCGCAGGCGUGCCCUUCCACGCCAAAGGCCGGGGGCUGCUCCGCAAGAUGGACACCACGACCCCGCUCAAAGGCAUCCCGAAGCAGGCACCCUUCAGGAGCCCCACCGCCCCCAGCGUCUUCAGCCCCGCUGGGAACCGCACGCCCAUCCCGCCGUCCAGGACGCCCCUGCGGAAGGAGAGGGGCGUGAAGCUCCUGGACAUCUCCGAGCUGGAUGUGGUCGGGGCCGGCCGGGAGGCCAAGAGGCGCAGGAGGGCCCUGGACACGGAGGCGGUGGAGAAGCCCGCCAAGGAGGAGACGGUCGUGGAGAACGCCACCCCCGACUACGCGGCCGGCCUGGUGUCCACGCAGAAACUCGGGUCUCUGAACAGUGAACCCGCGCUGCCCUCCACGAGCUACCUGCCAGCGACGCCCAGUGUGGUCCCGGCCUCCUCCUACGUCCCCAACUCCGAGACGCCGCCAGCCCCAUCUUCGCGGGAUGCCAGCCUGCAGGCCAGCCGUCCCCCCGAGGAGCCUGGCGCCCCGAGCCCGGCGCUCCCGGCGCAGUUCAAGCAGCGGGCGCCCCUGUACAACAGCGGGCCCAGCCCCGCGGCGCCCCCGCCCACCGCACCCCCCUCGCCCCUGACGCCCACCACGCCCCCAGCCGCCACCCCUGCCGCCCAGACGCCUCCGGUGGCCAUGGUGGCCCCCCAGGCCCAGCAGCCCCCCGCCCAGCAGCAGCCCAAGAAGAACCUGUCGCUCACGAGGGAGCAGAUGUUCGCGGCGCAGGAGAUGUUCAAGACGGCCAACAAGGUCACGCGGCCCGAGAAGGCGCUCAUCCUGGGCUUCAUGGCCGGCUCCCGAGAGAACCCCUGCCAGGAGCAGGGCGACGUGAUCCAGAUCAAGCUGAGCGAGCAUACGGAGGACCUGCCCAAGUCGGACGGCCAGGGCAGCACCACCAUGCUGGUGGACACCGUCUUUGAGAUGAACUACGCCACCGGCCAGUGGACGCGCUUCAAGAAGUACAAGCCCAUGGCCAACGCGUCCUAGGCCCGCCGGGCGGCCCCGCCCACUUACGCUUCAGACCUGGUUUCUCUGGGGUGUCCUGGACUUGUUUUCUAAAUUUUAAUAUGGGUCCUUUUUGUGUGAUUUAAGACACUUUUGGAUUCAAUAUUGUUUUUGAAUGUUAAACUUAGCCAAAAAAAAGUUAUAAGUUCUUAAUCUUGGCAACAGCUCCGCCUGUUCGACUUGUACCUUUUCUUAGUUUUUCUUACAUCCCGCUGCCCUGGAGGGCUUCCCUGCCGGGGCAGCAUGGGCCCCACCCGCGCAGUUGAGGGACCAAAGGCGGCGCCGCGGUGGUUCAGAGCCGGGUGGGGCCGGCCCAGGACCCAGGGUGGGCCGGCUCACAGCCACAGGUUUUGUAUUUACCUUUUGUACAGUUGUGAGCAUUUAUGACCAGUCCUUGGGUACCUGUUUUCAUUGUAAAAAAACUACCUAAUUAAAGUGUAGCUUUUCUAAAGAAAAA